This is a messenger RNA of Linnemannia hyalina, 345 nucleotides long. Lineage: Eukaryota; Fungi; Mortierellomycota; Mortierellomycetes; Mortierellales; Mortierellaceae. The record is from the annotation of a GenBank genome assembly.
AUGGCACUAGACAAUGAACCUUCAAUCAAAUACCCUUCCCAGGCUCCUCCUCUGAGCGACGGCAAGAAUCCUCAUGUCAUGAUUGUCGGAGCUGGGCUUGCUGGUCUCCUUCUCGGCAUCCUGUUGGAUAAGGCAGGCAUUCCCUACGAAAUUUAUGAACGUGCCAAGGAGGUCAAGCCCCUGGGCGCCGUUAUGUCCCUGAACGCGGGGGUCUUUCCUGCUCUGGAACAACUCGGGCUGUACGACGAAUUGAUGAAGUUAUCGUUGCCAGCGACAGGGGGACUUGCCAUAUACAACGGCGACUUGACAAGAGUCACUUCCCUCAAGAGCAAUGUCGCCCAGUAG